AGACACAGAGAUACUCUCACAGUUUGGCUUUAGUGUCCGGGCGAGUGACGAACAGGGAAGAUCACAGCACCUACUGUGGGUUGACCCCUGAGUCUGUGCCUUCCCUUCAAGGAUACAGGUUGCACGCUAGGGACCACCACAGGCCUCCUGAGUUCUGCCAAACCUGUCAAAGCCACAAUGUCACAAUUCUGUACAAUGGCAGCCGGAGAGAGGAAGAAGAGAGCAGCAGCUAUUUGCCGAGAGGUCCACGGCACCAACGGGGACGUCAUGGACCUGGGUAAGAAGCUCAGCACCCCUAAAGACAUUAUGCUGGAGGAGCUGUCGCUGCUUUCCAACAGAGGCUCGCGGCUUUUUAAAAUGCGCCAGCGGAGAUCUGAGAAAUACACAUUUGAAAGCAUCCAAAACGAAACGAACGCACAACUAAACAACGACAUUUUCGCCCACAAUGCUCACGCCGUGGAAAUCAAAGUGGAUCCACCAGGCCACGAGCACAGUACAGUAGCAGAUGACGUAGUUUCAGACAAAACAGAGAAGCUAAGUAUCACAUCCGUGGCCAAAUGCUAUCACUCUCCAUGGGAGGAGGCGAUCCUCAGGGACCCCGACCUCGCUGAAACUCUCAAGCUAAGGAUGCCUGCUCUGGAGCCGAGAUCAGAGCUUCCCGAAUACAAAUCCUUUAACCGGGUUGCAACUCCUUACGGUGGCUUUGACAAAGCUCCCAGAGGAAUCACAUUUAAGCUGCCUGAGAUGAACCUGAGCCCACCCACAUACCCAGAGCUGCAGGACCCCGGAAUAAAGCGGCCCACCUUCAACAGGACGGCCCAGGGAUGGAUAUCUGAGGGAACCCACCUGAUCCUACCCACUAUCACCCUAGAGCCCAUCAAAAUCCCAGAGUCCGAGGACCUUUAGAGGGUCCAGUAGUAGGAACAAGGCCUGUGAUGACAACCAAACCUUUUGUUAGUAGCUCAGAUUCAAUUCACUACCAUAACCUUUGGAUUUAUUCUGUUUCUCAUCUAGGUUGAUUGUUGUACACUGGAAAACAGAAAGUCAUGUAAAUAGAAGAUGAAAGUGCUCCACAUAUUAAAGAAAGAUGGUAGUAAACAAAUCAGAAUGAACUGAUGAGAAAGUAAUGUAAAUAGAGAAAUGUAUUUAUUGAUGGCACAGAAUCAAAACGGGAACAUUUAGUUACUAUUAGUAUGAAAACAUACAGAUUAUCAAACAAACUGGUCUAUGUCAUGAAAAAAUGUAAAAUUAAAUGUCUUUGGCAAACAAAUACUCAACAUAUUCUUUUAAAUUUAAAUAUAUUAAUCCAAACAUUAUUUAGUGAAUAAAAACAGAUGUUCUACAUUCUAAAAAGGCUAAAUAUCGAAUUAUACAGUACACUCGAAAGGUUUGACGAAUUUGGACGGAUUUGGAUUUGGAAGUUGGACUUGAUCUGUGAUGAAGAACUAACCACACCGUGCACACAGUAACAUAAGACCACCAGUGUUGUUGUGUAUAUAAACCAACCCUGUGAACCAAAGCCACAGCAGCACAUAGUGUGUGAAUGGUCCACAAGCUACAGUGAGUGGAAGUACAGUAUGUUUCAUUUGCUGACAUCAUGGACCAGUCUUAUUCUGGAGCCGCUGAUAAUGAUGUGUUAUUGUUUAAGUCAUAGUUCAGGAGAUUCACAGGCCUUUCCAGAUGGAACUAUGGAUGUUUUAAUGAUUUCAUUACCACAGACAACAUAAACACAUUAAACGUGACUGUCUGUACUGUAACUGAGAGUAAACUUAAAAGCCAGUGACAACUGAACAGCACAAACGCAGUUAUUAUAUACAGUACCCAGACCUCAGUAAUACAUUGUUGUAAAGGAUGAAGUAUUACUGCAAAUACCUGCACAGGUCUUACAGUAUACUUAUUAAACUCAACUACUGUACACGGUUA
Molecule: messenger RNA, 1923 nt
Organism: Betta splendens (Siamese fighting fish)
Lineage: Eukaryota; Metazoa; Chordata; Actinopteri; Anabantiformes; Osphronemidae
Gene: myoz2b
Product: myozenin 2b
Exons: 6
Coding region: 178-906 (242 amino acids)
Cellular component (GO): actin cytoskeleton; Z disc
Molecular function (GO): FATZ binding; actin binding; telethonin binding
Source: RefSeq, a predicted model, not a curated record